GUGCGCGUGGGCGCGCGGUGUCUCGGCGAAGCCGUGUGACGAGGAGCUGAGGCGGCUGAGGGGAAGGAGGCGGAGGCGUGUUGGGAGAUUAACCGGGAUCGCCCGGAAAACCAGAGAAAACACCGAGGAGACCUGUCAACAGGCUUUUCUGGACGCGUGAUAAUUCUUUCGUGGCUAGUCUGUGACGGCGUGACCAGGAGCUACGAGAGGUUUCUCGUGAACUACAAUGGAUUCUACAGGACAGGACCAAAAGCACUGGCAUCGUAACGCAGUUUGAUCAUAAAGGGGUCCCGGACCUUUCGGACAGUCAUGACAACUUCCCACAUGAACGGACACGUGGCAGAGGAUUCUGACAGCGAAGUCAAAAAUGCCGAUCUCGCCUCCCCGGAGGAACCUCCGAAACACCGCGAAAUGGCCGUUGACUGCCCUGGAGAUCUGGGUUCCAGGAUGAUGCCAAUUCGGCGAAGCGCUCAACUCGAACGCAUUCGGCAGCAGCAGGAGGACAUGAGGCGCAGGCGAGAGGAAGAGGGAAAGAAGCAAGAGCUCGACCUUAAUUCUUCCAUGAGGCUUAAGAAAUUAGCCCAGAUCCCCCCCAAGAUAGGAAUAGAUAACCCCAUAUUUGAUACGGAGGAAGGAGUCAUCUUGGAGAGCCCUCACUGUGCUGUGAAAGUAUUAGAAGUGGAAGACUUAUUUUCUUCGCUUAAACAUAUCCAGCACACUUUGGUAGACUCACAGAGCCAGGAGGACAUCUCUCUACUUUUACAACUUGUCCAAAAUACCGACUUCCUGAAUGCAUUCAAGAUACACAAUGCCGUCACCGUGCACAUGAACAAAGCCAGUCCACCGUUUCCUCUUCUCGCCAACGCCAAAGAGCUUGCACAAGAGGUACAAACUGUUUUGAAACCAAGCCAUCAAAAGGAAGGACAGGAACUAAAUUCUUUGCUAAAUGCACCUCAUAUUCAGGCACUCUUGCUGGCCCAUGAUAAAGUUGCUGAACAGGAAAUGCAGCCAGAGUCCCUGACAGAGGAGAGGGUUUAUGAGAGCGUUGGCCAGUAUGGAGGGGAGACUGUCAAAAUAGUUCGCAUAGAAAAGGCUCGGGACAUUCCGUUGGGUGCUACGGUCCGAAACGAAAUGGACUCCGUCAUCAUAAGUCGCAUAGUGAAAGGGGGUGCUGCAGAAAAAAGUGGAUUAUUGCACGAAGGAGAUGAAGUUUUGGAGAUUAAUGGCAUUGAAAUCCGCGGAAAGGAUGUCAACGAGGUGUUUGACCUGCUGGCCGACAUGCACGGUACAUUGACAUUUGUACUGAUUCCCAGUCAACAUAACAAGUCCCCGCCUGCCAAGGAAACAGUGAUCCAUGUGAAAGCUCAUUUUGACUACGAUCCCUCUGACGAUCCUUACGUUCCCUGCCGAGAGUUGGGGCUUUCUUUUCAGAAGGGGGACAUACUCCAUGUCAUCAGCCAGGAGGAUCCAAAUUGGUGGCAGGCCUACAGAGAGGGGGAUGAAGACAAUCAGCCUCUGGCAGGGCUCGUUCCAGGAAAAAAUUUUCAGCAACAAAGGGAAGCCAUGAAGCAAACCAUUGAGGAAGACAAGGAGCCAGAAAAAUCAGGAAAACUGUGGUGUGCGAAGAAGAAUAAAAAGAAAAGAAAAAAGGUUUUGUAUAAUGCCAAUAAAAAUGAUGAUUACGACAACGAGGAAAUCUUAACUUAUGAAGAAAUGUCACUCUAUCACCAGCCGGCUAAUAGGAAAAGGCCCAUCAUUUUGAUCGGGCCCCAGAACUGUGGCCAGAACGAGCUGCGUCAGAGGCUCAUGAAUAACGAAACCGAUCGGUUCGCAUCUGCGGUUCCCCACACAACCCGGACUAGAAGAGACAACGAAGUCGCUGGCAGAGAUUACCACUUUGUCUCCCGGCAGGCCUUUGAGGCCGAUAUAGCCGCCGGGAAGUUCAUCGAACACGGCGAGUUUGAGAAGAACUUGUACGGUACCAGCGUCGAUUCUGUGCGGCAAGUCAUCAACUCCGGAAAGAUAUGCCUCUUAACUCUUCAUACGCAGUCACUGAAGAGCCUCCGGAACUCGGAUUUGAAGCCAUACAUCAUCUUCAUUGCACCCCCUUCCCAAGAGAGGCUUCGUGCGCUUUUGGCCAAAGAGGGUAAAAACCCAAAGUUUAUGGAUGAAAGCAGGAGCUUACAGUUCCGCGGGGGACAUGAAAAAGCUUACGGGAGUAAGAAGAGGCGGGAAAAAAGUGGAUACAUACAAGAAGAAGUGUUUCAGCAGUUGGAAAGCCAGAACGCGCCAACAGAUAACGACUUAACUUUCUACUACCUGGGACUAUCACGAUGCUAG
Messenger RNA from Tachyglossus aculeatus (Australian echidna), 2340 nucleotides. RefSeq names its product membrane palmitoylated protein 5 (gene PALS1). NCBI's taxonomy places the organism in Eukaryota, Metazoa, Chordata, Mammalia, Monotremata, Tachyglossidae. The record is from RefSeq and is a predicted model, not a curated record. Gene Ontology annotation, molecular function: protein binding. Bases 310 to 2340 code for a protein of 676 amino acids. Gene Ontology annotation, cellular component: plasma membrane; adherens junction. The transcript has 17 exons. Gene Ontology annotation, biological process: morphogenesis of an epithelial sheet; establishment or maintenance of polarity of embryonic epithelium; generation of neurons.